UCACCACAAAGCUCAGGAAAUCCAAGCCCAACCUUGCAUUUCCUUUCUCUCCCUCUCUACAUUUUGUUCCAUCAAUCUAUACACCUACCUGAGUUUUUGGAGACUGUCACUUUUUUACUUUUUCCAAAACACCUCUCUUGAUAACUGUUUUUAACUGUUUCAAUUCUCUUAGAUAGAUCCAACUGCUUCAAAUAACAUGGAUAGUACCACCGCCAUUGGAAACGGUGUCGGGAGUGGCGGUUCACCGGGUUUUUGUCUGAAAGACCCUUUGAAUCGGGGAGUGGCGGCGGAGGCAAUGAAGGGGAGUCAUUUGGAGGAAGUGAAGGGCAUGGUGGCGGAGUUUCGGAAGCCGGUGGUGAGGCUGGGAGGGGAGACUUUGACGAUAUCGCAGGUGGCGGCGAUCGCGGUGAGGGGUAGUGAGGUGGCGGUGGAGCUGUCGGAGUCUGCGAGGGAGGGAGUGAAGGCCAGUAGUGAUUGGGUUAUGGAGAGUAUGAAUAAAGGGACAGAUAGUUAUGGUGUUACUACUGGUUUUGGUGCUACUUCGCAUAGGAGGACCAAAGAAGGUGGUGCUCUUCAAAAGGAGCUUAUCAGGUUCUUGAAUGCUGGAAUAUUUGGCAAUGGAACAGAGUCAUGUCACACAUUGCCACAAUCAGCCACAAGGGCAGCUAUGCUUGUAAGGAUCAACACCCUCCUCCAAGGAUACUCCGGCAUUAGGUUCGAAAUUUUGGAAGCCAUUUCCAAAUUCCUCAACAACAACAUCACUCCAUGCCUGCCGUUACGCGGCACUAUCACCGCCUCCGGUGACCUAGUCCCCCUAUCUUACAUUGCCGGGCUUUUGACAGGCCGGCACAAUUCAAAGGCGGUCGGGCCUACUGGAGAAAUCCUCCACCCCAAGGAAGCCUUCCGCCUAGCUGGAGUUGAGGGCGGGUUUUUUGAGUUGCAACCCAAGGAAGGCCUUGCGCUUGUCAACGGCACAGCUGUUGGUUCCGGCUUGGCUUCUAUGGUUCUUUUCGAGGCUAACAUACUCGCCGUGUUAUCAGAAGUUUUGUCAGCGAUUUUCGCUGAAGUUAUGCAAGGCAAGCCCGAGUUCACCGACCAUUUGACACACAAAUUGAAGCACCACCCUGGCCAAAUUGAAGCUGCUGCCAUUAUGGAACACAUUUUGGAUGGUAGCUCUUAUGUCAAGGCAGCCCAAAAACUACAUGAAAUGGAUCCAUUGCAAAAACCAAAACAGGACAGAUAUGCCCUUAGAACAUCUCCUCAAUGGCUAGGACCACUAAUUGAAGUCAUCCGAUCAUCGACAAAAUCAAUUGAGAGGGAGAUAAACUCGGUGAAUGACAACCCUUUGAUCGAUGUUUCAAGGAACAAGGCCUUACAUGGUGGAAAUUUCCAAGGUACCCCAAUCGGAGUCUCCAUGGACAAUACACGUCUAGCUGUUGCCUCAAUAGGGAAGCUCAUGUUUGCCCAAUUCUCUGAGCUUGUUAAUGACUUCUACAACAAUGGGUUACCAUCAAAUCUUUCCGGGGGACGAAAUCCAAGUUUGGAUUAUGGUUUCAAGGGAGCUGAGAUUGCCAUGGCUGCUUAUUGCUCAGAACUCCAAUUCCUUGCCAAUCCUGUAACCAACCAUGUCCAAAGCGCCGAGCAACAUAACCAAGAUGUGAACUCUUUAGGCCUAAUCUCUUCAAGAAAGACAGCCGAGGCAGUUGAUAUCUUGAAGCUCAUGUCCUCUACAUAUCUAGUAGCACUCUGCCAAGCCGUAGAUUUGAGGCAUUUUGAGGAGAAUUUGAGGAACACUGUCAAGAGCACGGUGAGCCAAGUAGCGAAGCGCGUUCUAACCAUGGGCGUUAACGGAGAGCUUCACCCUUCAAGGUUUUGUGAAAAGGACUUGCUCAGAGUGGUAGACCGUGAAUACAUCUUUGCCUACAUUGAUGACCCUUGCAGUGCAACCUACCCAUUGAUGCAAAAACUAAGGCAAGUACUUGUUGAGCAUGCGUUGAAAAAUGGUGAAAGUGAGAAGAAUUUGAGCACUUCAAUCUUCCAAAAGAUUAGGGCUUUUGAGGAGGAAAUAAAGACCCUUUUGCCUAAAGAGGUAGAGAGUACAAGAGCAGCAAUUGAGAACGGGAAUUC
Messenger RNA from Camellia sinensis, 2127 nucleotides. Its product is annotated as phenylalanine ammonia-lyase. Gene Ontology annotation, biological process: L-phenylalanine catabolic process. The record is from RefSeq and is a predicted model, not a curated record. Gene Ontology annotation, cellular component: cytoplasm. Gene Ontology annotation, molecular function: ammonia-lyase activity. NCBI's taxonomy places the organism in Eukaryota, Viridiplantae, Streptophyta, Magnoliopsida, Ericales, Theaceae.